UCAUCUCAAGCGGUAAUGGCUACAUAUCAGAUCCCAGCCCCACCCCCAAUGUCGUUACAGGGAGACGUAGUGGAGAACUGGCGGGACUUCGAAUCCUCAUGGGACUAUUAUACCAUUGCUACCGAUCUAAGGUCGAAAUUGACAUCCCCUCCAGGCAAGGAAAUAGUAGCCGCAACACUUUGCACGGUAAUGGGCCCUGAAAGCAAGAAGAUAAUGAACUCAUUACCCACCCUGACCAACGCCGACAAGAAAGACCCGAAGAGGAUUAUAGAAGGGCUUAGAAAUUACUUUGUACCCCAACGCAACGUGCUGUAUGAACGGUUUGUUUUCAACUCUGCAACACAGAAGCCCUCCGAGUCCGUCGACGAAUAUGUCGUCCGCCUGCGUCAUCUAGCCAAGUCUUGUGAGUUCGGUGAUUUGAAGGACUCUCUCAUCCGAGAUCGGAUAGUCAUAGGUACUACCGAUGAGGGUGGACGUGAACGCCUUUUAAGGGAACGGCCGGUGCCAAGCCUAGAUAAGGUGGUGGAAAGCCUUCGAGCUGCUGAGAUAUCAAGAACUCACCGACAAGUGAUAAGCGGGAAACCAUACUCGAGCCAGGCAGAAACCAUUCACCAUACAGAUAAGAGGCAGCCGAACAGAAGAAACAACCAAAGAAAGGGCCGGGGUAACAACGGUAACAACGGUGGGCAACAAAAAACAAACGGGAACAAAAGAAGGCAAACCCAAGACCGUAGACCACCAACCCCGGAAAGCCAUAACUCCUCCACCUCCUGUCACUGGUGUGGAAAAAAGGCAGACCAUGUCAAGAAAGAUUGUCCUGCUAAGGAUGCAAAGUGCCGUAACUGCGGCAAAACAGGCCACUACGCCGUAGUCUGUCGGUCAAACAAACAAGUGCAUGAAGUAAAUAGAGAAGAGGAAGGAAGCUACCAGGAAGAUUACUAUUUAGACGACUGCUACUUCAUGGGCGAAGUGAUCACCACCAACGAUGAAUUCUGGUCAGCGGAAGUGCUCAUAAACCACAACCCCUGUACCUUGAAACUUGAUAGUGGGUCAAAGGUGACAGUGGUUGGCGACAAGGCACCGUGGUUGGAAAACCGGCGACUGGACAAGGCGACAAGCAUGUUCAGAGGAGCCGGUGGAGUGAACUUGUCCCACUUGAUAAAAUGACAGAUAACAGACGCCUUAUUUGCAGUCGGAGGGAGGACACACCGCGGAAAUGUUUACGUCAUGAAGAACCAACCUAAGAAUCUACUUUCCAAGUCAGCAAUCCAGGCACUCCAGCUGUUAAUACCGUCAGCAGCAGUGCACAAUGUGGAGACCGCCCCUAAUUUCAAGGCAGAAUUCCCCGAGUUAUUCAAAGGGCGGGGCCUCAUGAGGGAUAAGUACAAGAUACCUCUGAAACCGGACGCAGUAUCAGUUUGUCUAUACACACCCCGACGUGUACCGCACCCACUUCUCCCUAAGGUCAAAGAGAAGCUACUGGCCAUGGUUCGUCAGAAGGUAAUCUCACCAGUAAGUGAGCCAACAGACUUGUGCUCAGGCAUGGUGAUCGCUUCCAAGCGCAAUGGUGAUGUAAGGAUCUGCGUUGACCUGACACCUCUGAACAAGGCGGUAAAACGAGAGAUCCACCCUAUGGCAAGUGUCGACGAGAACUUGGCAAAGCUUAAGGACAGCAAAGUCUUCACCAAGCUAGACGCCAACUCUGGAUUUUGGCAAAUACCCCUUGACGAGGAGUCUCGGUUGCUCGCCACCUUUGUCACACCAUUUGGCAGGUACUGCUUCAACCGCCUCCCAUUUGGAAUCAGCUCAGCCCCUGAGAUAUUUCAGCGUACCAUGUCUCGAAUCCUAGAGGGCCUCGAUGGCACAGUUUGUCACAUGGAUGACAUCCCCAUACAUGGGCCGACACAGGAGCUUCACGACAGCCGUGUCCGAAAAGUGUUACAGCGGCUCAAGGACGCUGGAGUCACAUUGAACGAGAAAUGUGAGUUCUCUAAACAGCGCAUGAAGUUUCUCGGGCAUGUAAUCUCGGAGGAUGGGGUAGAAGCAGACCCGGAGAAAACCAAAGCAAUCCAAGAUUUUCCCCGGUCAACCAGCUGGCCAAAUUUAUACCCGACCUAGCAACCAUCAAUGAGCCCCUACGCCAGCUACUUAAGAAAGAGCACCAGUGGCUUUGGGAUCAGCCUCAGGAAAUUGCCUUUCAGGCGAUCAAGACGAAACUGACCUCUACAGAUGUGCUGGCACACUACGAUCCAAACAAA
Messenger RNA from Nematostella vectensis (starlet sea anemone), 2258 nucleotides. RefSeq lists its product as uncharacterized. The record is from RefSeq and is a predicted model, not a curated record. The transcript is spliced from 2 exons. The coding region runs from base 16 to 1167 and encodes 383 amino acids. Gene Ontology annotation, molecular function: zinc ion binding; nucleic acid binding. Lineage: Eukaryota; Metazoa; Cnidaria; Anthozoa; Actiniaria; Edwardsiidae.